Messenger RNA from Prorocentrum cordatum, 1424 nucleotides. The record is from the annotation of a GenBank genome assembly. Lineage: Eukaryota; Dinophyceae; Prorocentrales; Prorocentraceae.
AGAGCCUCCUGGCCCCCUGCAGCAAUGCAGCUGCCCGGCCGCCCGGCCGGGGCCGCGCCGCUCGGUGGCCGGCGCGCCAUGGGCGCUGCAGCUUCCGGCGCGCCGCUGCGACGCGGCCUGCCCGGCAGCCGCAGAGAGGCCGCUGCGACGGCUGCGCGCCAGGGCCGAUGAGCGCGGGGGGCGGCGCGGCGGAGCCCCUGUCCCGGACGGCCGCCGCGGGCCCCGGCGGCGCCUCCUACGGCGCCGCGGAGGCUGGCGGCGCGGCGGGCGAGGGCUGCAGCGGGAGGCUCCUCGCGCUGGUCCUCUGCCUGUGCUGCGCGGUGGUGGCCGAGGGCUACGACAUCGGUGUCCUCAACGGCGUGGCCGUGCGCAUUCAGGACGAGUUCGGCUUCGGGGCCUUCAGGAUCGGCGUCAUCAUCUCCGUGACGCCCCUCUUCGUCAUCAUGGGCUCCGGGCUGGGAGGGUGGCUGGCGGACCACUACGGACGCCAGCGGGCGCUCGCAGCCACGCUGUGCUUCCUGGUGGUCGGCCCAGUCGUCAUGUCGUUGGCGAACGGUUUCGACCUGCUCGUGAUUGGGCGGGCAUUGGUGGGCACAGGCAUUGGUGCUGGCCUGGUCGUCGUCAGCGCCUACAUCGCGGAGAUCGCACCCGCCAGUUUGCGAGGCCGCUUCGUCGGCAUCGAAGAGGUGUCCCUGAACGUCGGAAUGUUGCUGGGCUACAUCGCGAAUUGGGCCAUGGUCGGCCUGGAGGACGACUGGCGGUACAUGCUGGCUUUGGGCUCUCUGUUCAAUUUGGCGGUCAUGGCUGCCCUGGUGCUCGGGUGCAUUCCCGAGUCCCCAAGGUGGCUCAUGCUCCAUGGGCGUGACGAGGAGGCGUCGGCCAUCCUGGCCCGAUUCACGGGCGCUCGCGAGGCUGCGGGGGCACUGAGAGCGUGGAAGGCGGUCCCCCGCGCGGGCCCCGUGGCGCCUGUGGCGGCGCUGUGGCCCCUCGACCCGCCGAUGCGACGGGCGCUGACCGCCGGCAUUGUGGUGGGCGUGGCGCAGACCUGCUGUGGGUACCUGGCCGUGGCGUACUACUCCAGCAAGGUCAUGAGCAGGGUGAUGGGGGAGCGGCAGGCCUUCCUGAACACCGUGAUCAUGGGCCUCAUCGCGACCCUGGUCGUGGUGGCGGUCGUCUUCCGGGUGGACGACAUCGGGCGCCGCACAGCGCUGCUGGCGUCGACGGCGGGCACGGCCGGCGGGUGCGUCUGGGUCGCCGUCGCGUUCCACAACGCCUGGAACCCGUGGGCGCUGGCGGCAGGUCUCACGUCCCCCUUCGGUUCUGGAUCUUCAUGGCGGGCUUCUCCUUGGGACUGGGGCCAGUGACCUUCGUCUACGUGGCCGAGAUAUUCCCGACCGAGCUCCGCGGCAAGGCCACGGACGUCG